Messenger RNA from Necator americanus (New World hookworm), 333 nucleotides. RefSeq lists its product as uncharacterized. Bases 1 to 333 code for a protein of 110 amino acids. NCBI's taxonomy places the organism in Eukaryota, Metazoa, Nematoda, Chromadorea, Rhabditida, Ancylostomatidae. The record is from RefSeq and is a predicted model, not a curated record. The transcript has 2 exons.
AUGUUUUCACUUGUCUGGCAGAUAUCAGAGAAGGAAGAAGAAGAAGAGGAGGAAGAAGAAGAUAAAGAAGGCGAAGAAGAGAAGGAAGAAGAAGAGGAAGGAAAAGAAGAAGGAGAAGAAGAAGAGAAGGAAGAAGAAGAAGAGAAGGAAGAAGAAGAAGAAAAGGAGGAGGAAGAAGAAGAGGAGGAAGAAGAAGAUGAAGAAGGCAAAGAAGAGAAACAAGAAAAGGAUGAAGAGAAGGAAGAAGGGAAGGAAGAGGAAGAGGAAGAGGAAGAAGAAGAGGAGAAAGAAGAAGAUGAAAAAGGCGAAGAAGAGAAACAAGAGAAGGAAUAA